Messenger RNA from Talpa occidentalis (Iberian mole), 4651 nucleotides. Its product is annotated as cytochrome P450 26B1. The transcript has 6 exons. Gene Ontology annotation, biological process: sterol metabolic process. Gene Ontology annotation, molecular function: monooxygenase activity; heme binding; oxidoreductase activity, acting on paired donors, with incorporation or reduction of molecular oxygen. The record is from RefSeq and is a predicted model, not a curated record. Lineage: Eukaryota; Metazoa; Chordata; Mammalia; Eulipotyphla; Talpidae. The coding region runs from base 424 to 1644 and encodes 406 amino acids.
CCCCCGCGCUCCCUUUCCAAACUCCAGGGCGGCGACGAAAGUCCUUCUCAGUUUCUCCCAGGGCGAAGUGCGGCGCUCGGGCCGUGACCCUGCCCCGCAGAGCCCUCGGAGGGUCGCCGGGCCCCUCGGCGGCCGGGUCCCGAGAGCGGAGGGAGCGCCACCCCCAUCCGUAGUGGCGGCCUCCGGGCACCGGCCGCUCGCCGCUAUAAAUAAUCUUUGGCUUGCGGCCACCCCGCGGGGUCUCGCCAGCCGGUGGCCGUAAGCCUGGAAAUAUUUAUUCCGAGAGGCUCGGGAGCGCUAGGCGAGGAGGGCUCUGGGUUCCAGUCCUCGAGGAGGGAGAAAUAUGGCAACGUGUUCAAGACUCACUUGCUGGGUAGGCCGCUGAUACGCGUCACCGGCGCGGAGAACGUGCGCAAGAUUCUCAUGGGCGAGCACCACCUCGUGAGCACCGAGUGGCCUCGCAGCACGCGCAUGCUGCUGGGCCCCAAUACUGUGGCCAACUCCAUCGGCGACAUCCACCGCAACAGACGCAAGGUCUUCUCCAAGAUCUUCAGUCAUGAGGCCUUGGAGAGCUACCUGCCCAAGAUCCAGCUGGUGAUCCAGGACACGCUGCGUGCCUGGAGCAGCCACCCGGAGGCCAUCAAUGUGUACCAGGAGGCCCAGAAGCUGACCUUCCGCAUGGCCAUCCGUGUGCUGCUGGGCUUCAGUAUUCCGGAAGAGGACCUCGGACACCUCUUUGAGGUCUACCAGCAGUUUGUGGAGAACGUCUUCUCCCUGCCUGUUGACUUGCCCUUUAGCGGCUACCGGCGGGGCAUUCAAGCCCGACAGAUCCUCCAGAAGGGCCUGGAAAAGGCAAUUCGGGAGAAGCUGCAGUGCACCCAGGGCAAGGACUAUUCGGAUGCCCUGGACAUCCUCAUCGAGAGCAGCAAAGAGCACGGGAAGGAGAUGACCAUGCAGGAGCUGAAGGAUGGGACCCUGGAACUGAUCUUUGCUGCCUAUGCCACCACCGCCAGUGCCAGCACCUCCCUCAUCAUGCAGCUGCUGAAGCACCCGGCUGUGCUGGAGAAGCUGCGGGAGGAGCUUCGAGCCCAGGGCAUCCUGCACAGUGGUGGCUGCCCCUGCGAGGGCACGCUCCGCCUGGACACCCUCAGUGGGCUGCACUACCUGGACUGCGUCAUCAAGGAGGUCAUGCGCCUUUUCACACCCAUCUCUGGUGGUUAUCGCACCGUGCUGCAGACCUUCGAGCUUGAUGGUUUCCAGAUCCCCAAAGGCUGGAGUGUCAUGUACAGCAUCCGGGAUACCCAUGACACGGCACCCGUGUUCAAAGACGUGAACGUGUUCGAUCCAGACCGCUUUGGUCAGGCGAGGAGUGAAGACAAAGAUGGCCGCUUCCAUUACCUCCCAUUUGGCGGUGGCGUCCGGACCUGCCUGGGCAAGCACCUGGCCAAGCUCUUCCUGAAGGUGCUGGCGGUGGAGCUGGCCAGCACUAGCCGCUUUGAGCUGGCCACCCGGACCUUCCCCCGCAUUACCUUGGUGCCCGUGGUGCACCCCGUGGACGGCCUCAGUGUCAAGUUCUUUGGCCUGGACUCAAACCAGAACAAGAUCCUGCCAGAGACAGAGGCCAUGCUGAGCGCCACGGUCUAACCGCCCCUAGCCCAUCCCCAGCCUCCACCCAGCCAGGCCUGGGGGUGGGAGGGGGUGGAAGGGUAGAAACCUGUGUGUGGGAGGGGCUGAACCUGGAGAAGGGGGAGCAGCCCCUCAGACCUAGCCCUCCCCUGUCCCCUCCCUGGCAAACCCUACCCAAAGCCAACAGGGCCCUGUCCUUCUGGGAAGUGAGGGCUCCCUGCCUGGCUCCUGCUUCUCUCCAGUCUCUCUCUGGUUCCCACCAGCUUAGCUCCUGGGAAAGGGCAUGGCUGGGGACUCCGCAUGCCAGUUACAGUGUUAAAUGUCAGUUGGCUCGUGCUGCAGCAUUUGCUUGUGAUGUUCAGAACUGGUCCCUCCCCUCCUAUUUCUUUUGGACCCUUGUAGUUUGUGAGGGCAGGUGGUUAACAUGAGGGCGGGAGGAAAGAGGUGGCCCCUUUGGCUCUCUUCACCUCCCCCACAUCCUCCCACUUUGGCUCAGACUGGGGCGAGUGCCCCUCCUGGGGUGGCUACCCAGGGCCAGCAUCCUGAGAAACAGAAUGCCAGUCACCCUCGGCCAGCGCUGGGGCUGCAUUCAGCCCGUGAAAUUACCUAUUGCUGCUACUUUUUCUCUCCUCUGACCUUGGGGCAAAGAAGCCCCAGGCUCUGUCCUCCUAGCAUUACCCCUGGUGGCCCUGGGCAUGCGCACUGACAUCCCCCCUUCCCACCAGGAGGCCUGGAGCCCAUUUUGUUACACAGGCAUCUGAGGCCUUGGCUCCUGGGCUGCUCCCUAUGGUGCCCCCUCCCCCAUAUUUAUUCACUGAUGUAACCAAGUCUUGGCAUUACUGGGGUCUGGAACAAGUGUCUCCUGUCCCCUAGCCUUGGGCCCAGGCAGGAAAUCUGCAAGUAACCUACUCUCCUUACAAACUGCAGACUUUUUGUGGGUUCAACUUCAGAGCCUUGCUUCCAGGGUGAAACCCAGCCCCUCUGCCUUUGUUCCCUGGUGGACAGGGAAAUGGCCCGCGACCUCCCUCCGUCUUCUGUCAAAAAUCCCAAUCACUGAUCACAUGGGGAUUUGGAGGCUGCCAAGAUCCCCUGCCUGGCCACCAUUCACCCCAGUGGCCCCACUCCAGCUUGUGAGUAUGGGGCAAGGAUACGGGUUCUUUCUUCUGAUGGGGACGGAGUCCCCCGUCAUCCCUUCCUUAACACUUACCCUUUGUCUUUAGCCCUUGGAAAGGUGUCCUUGACGUCCCUUCCCACCUCUUUGCCACUGUCUGCUUGGGCCAGCUCAGGGGUGUGGGGACGAGGUGAAAGCAAGGGGAGGUGAGUACAGGAGGCAGCCCUUCCCCAGAACUGCCUCAGGCCUCCACAUGGUCUGAGACAUCUGAGGGAGGCUGCAGGAGAGAGGAGGAAGAGGAGGGUACGUGUGAUUUGUCAGAAGUGAUUUGCUUGAAAACUGACCAGUCAGGGAAUGACUGGGGGGAGAGGGGAGUAGCUCCUGCCACUGGCAUUUUGAGUGUUGGCAAUUUGGGGUGCCUCCUAGGGAUGGGCUGGGAGUCUUGGGUGAGUCUAGCAAUUUUUGUCUGUGUUCAGGUUUUUACUUGUUUUCUGUGUUUCUCUACUCACUUUUGAUGUUGUAAAAUCAAGAAUCUUCUUGAUAAGAAAAUCAAAACCACCCAGAAGAACGCAAGACUUCCAGCCCCUAACUGCUUCUUCAAGCAGUGGCCACGUGAGCUGCUCAGUUUCAGAGGGUGGAUGCCAGACUCCCACUCUCACCCCAGUUCACACCUACCUUGUGGUAGACUUUACAGGAAGAGGUUCAGACUAGACAGACUGUUCUAGAAUCCCCUGUCCUCAAGUGUUCCAUCUGGCUCCUCCUUUUUCACUAUUAAAAAACUGCGUAGAACAGACAUUACUGGCAAAAAUGGACGUCUAAAACAAAUUUAGUGAGAUCUUUCAACUCCCCUGCCCCAACACACACCACAUCCUAAAAAAACAGGCAAAAAUAUGUAAAGAUUCAUCAGAGCUUGCAAAACAGCUGCAUGAUGUACUAGAAUCUGUUACCCACAGAAAGGCCCAGAGUCUGGAGGGUCGGCUCUCCAUUAAGCUGGCCCGGGUUGUCCUGAACUCAUGAUGUUGACCGAGUGUCUAAGAACACAGUGAAGGCAGCUUCAGGCUGGAAGUCACUUACCCGGCCCUGGUGUGCGUCGGGAGACUGGAGGGCUCAGGGAAGCCUCAGUGACUUUCCCUGGGGUGACCAGCCUGGGAGGGGGCAGAGAAGGCACAGCUGAGGGGGUUGCCUGUGAGGGAGGAAGGAAGGAUCAUGUGCCCACUGGGUCUCAAAGGCAACAAGAAGAGAACUGAAGAAAGCUCUUGACUGGCUGACAAGGGUUCCAAUGUCGAAAUGCACCCAUCUGUCUAGGUCUGUCUGUGUCUAUGUGUCGUGUAGAGGUUUUAUAGAGGUAGCGCUAGAUGGGUGAUGUUUUCUCACUUACCAUUCCUAACUCUUGUAACUUGACAUUAAAAAGACAAAACUCUAACUGCCAUGGGCUUGCAGAUUGAAGCACUUUCGAUGUUGGGCGCUGGCGUUUGUGUCCUGGGCACCACCCUGGCCCUGCCCGGAGAGCUAUAAUAUUAUUUUAUACACAAGACUUUGUUUUUCAUAAAUGUUAUAAUUUUGUGUCUGUCUUUAUAAACUAUUAUAAGUACUAUUUUUGUUAUAAUUCAAAAUAGAUAUUUAGUAUAAAGUUUUUGCUGUUAAAUAUUUGUUAUUUAGUAAAAUGAAUUUUCCUCUAUUGUAAACAUGGUUCAAAAUAUUAAUAUGUUUUUAUCACAGUUGUUUUAAUAUUGAAAAGCACUUGUGUGUUUUGUUUUGAUAUGAAACUGGUGCCGUGCGAGUGUUUUUGCUGUCAUGUGGUUUUAAUCUGUAUAUAAUAUUCCAUGUUGCAUAUUAAAAAAAUGAAUGUUGUGCAUUUUGUGAUUUUGAAAAUACUCAAUGUGGCUCUUUUAUAGGCUUCUAUAAUAAACCGUG